This is a messenger RNA of Arabidopsis arenosa, 3030 nucleotides long. Lineage: Eukaryota; Viridiplantae; Streptophyta; Magnoliopsida; Brassicales; Brassicaceae. The record is from the annotation of a GenBank genome assembly.
CCCUCCUCCUCCUCUCACUUUCACCAUGGAUUCCGUCUCCGGUUACGCCGCCGGAGCAGGUCAGCCUCGAACCGGUGGCAAAAUUGUUCGACCACGACGCACCGCCGCCGUCAGGACACCGUAUGACCGCCCCGUUCCGAGAUCCCGAGAUCCUCCUCAGCAAAACCCUAGUUGGAUCUCCAGGCUCGUUUACAAACCCGCCAGCGUAAUUGCCUCCGGCGCCGGAAAAUUCAUUUCUUCCGUCGUCUUCUCCGACUCUUCCUCAUCUUCGGAGGAGGACGAGGAUUCAUCUUCAGAUAUUGAUGGUGAUGAGGAUGUUGAGAAGAACAUUACCGAUUUUACUGAAGAGGACCUUCUGACUGCCCAGCAACCAACCAUCCAACGACUCAGUUCUAAGCGUGUAAUUGAGCAGCUUCUCAUGCAAGAAACAUUUGCAAGGGAAGAGGGUGAUAGAUUAAUAGAUAUCAUCAAGGCUAGGGUUGUCAAUCAUCCUAGUGUCCCCUCUGCUGUUGAGGGGAGGCAUAAUGACAAUGGAUUGACAAGUGAUGUGAAUGUUGGUGAAAUGUCCAAUACAACUGUCAUGGAAGCAAGAAAAUGGUUGGAGGAGAAGAAAUCAGGAUCAAGUUCAAAGUAUACAGCAACUGAAGAUGGUGCUGGAUCGCCUGUGGACGUGGCCAAGUCUUAUAUGCGAGCUCGUCUGCCAUGGGGAUCUCCAGCAGAGUUUCGAUCACCAUCAUCAGCAGGAAUGCAAGGGACACCCUUUCCUUAUAGCGCUGGAAAAUUUUCCUCAUCUAAGCUGAAAAGGAAGUCCGGUUCUAAUCAAUCAUGGAAUAUUCAAGAUGAAAUUCGCAAAGUCAGAGCUAAAGCAACAGAGGAAAUGCUUAAAAGUCCUAGUAGUGUAGCCUCUUUGGAACCUAAAUACAGCCCCUAUGUUUUAGCGACUGAUAUGCUCAAAGGAAAUGCUGAUGGAGCUGUACGGAAUGAACAAAGCAGAGCUCUACCAAAUUCAGCCAUACCUACCUCUGAACACAAUCAGACUACGGAAGCUAAUCAAGCCGUUGGAGAAACAGGAGUUUUACACACUAGAUCUCGUGGAGUUGGUUUGGACGAGUCAUUUAUCUCCACACAAGGAGUCAAGCCGUCUGAAGAUACGAAUACCGCUCCUCAAAGUGGAACCGCUGUAGAUGACUUCAAUGAUCAAGAUGGCGAUUUUAUCCAACCUAGCUCUACUAUCGGAAACACCACAAAUGCUGUCUUGGCUCUUGGGGCAACUUUGGAUCCAACUGGGAACUCUUCUUGCAUCCCUAAAGAUGUGUUUGAAACAUCAAAAGAAGCUGAUGAAAUAGGCGCAUCACGUGCUACUUCUAACGGUUUCCCAUCUUCAUCACCUAGUUCACCAGUGGUGGAAGGUCAACCAAAACCCACACCACCAGAAGAAACCGAGGCUUCUCAGCAUGUAGCUGAAAUUCAUGGUGAUGAUAUGACAGUAGGGAAUGGCUCAGAUGGUGCAAUUAAUAACGAAAACAAUGACAGCCACUCAAGUGGCUCGCAUAAUAGUUCAAGCACUCAUGAAGAAGAGUGGCUCCCGGGAGACCAGUCUCUACCGAACUCAAACUCAGCAAGUAGCAGCCCGGGAACUACCAAGGUCUUGGCAUACAGCAGAAGAGGAAGAGGGCGGGGGAGAGGAAGAGGCCGAGGAGAAGAAGAAGAAGAAGAAGAAACAAGUAUGCAACGUCUUCAAGAUCCCAGGAUUGAUCUAGCUGAGCUGAAAGUGCAUAUAGUGAAGAAGAUUGGGGUUGAAAGAUCUAGAAGAGAGAAUCUUUCUCUACACAACAAGUUGAUUCGUUCCAUCUUGAGAAAUGCGUCUCUAGCUAAGUCCCCACCACCAGGUCACCAAACCGGUCACCCUGGCAAAUCUUUGGUGCUUGGGAAAGAAGAUGGACCUGCACAAAGCGGACCUCUAAUCCCUGACCAUAAUAGGAGUGAUCCUGUUUGCUCAAAUGGGGUGUUACCCAAGGUUCGGUUUGGAACGUGUGACAGGACAAUCGGAGAUAAGCCUUGUCCACUAGGACCAAACGGAAAGGUGGACAGAACCGGUAAUAGAAACACGGAGAACAGGGAUUCGGGUCCUUUUGCUUAUCAAAGAUCAGGUUGCUAUGCUGAUGAAAGAGACAGUGCAUUUCUUUGCCCUGCUGAACAAAAGAGGGUUUCGGGUAAAGGUCAGGUUGCAGCUCCUCGUAGCAGGGAUGAUGAAGCCCAAGAAGAGCGAGGUAGUUUGAUUCUUUCCACGCCUCCUGUAGUUGCACCUCUGGGGAUUCCAUUCUGCUCGGCUAGUGUCGGUGGGGAUCGCAGAACAGUUCCAAUUUCGACCAGCGCAGAUGCUAUCAGUUGCUAUGACAGUGGUGGAUUGUCAGACACAGAGAUGCUGAGGAAGAGGAUGGAGAAUAUUGCAGUAACACAGGGUCUUGGAGGGGUUUCCGCGGAGUGUUCUACUGUUUUAAAUAACAUGUUGGACUUGUACCUGAAGAAACUAAUGAAAUCAUGCGUUGAUUUGGCUGGAGCUCGGUCCAUGAAUGGAACGCCUGGAAAACAAAGUUUAGACAAACAGCAGAGCCGAGACGAGCUUGUAAAUGGUGUGCGGACGAGUAAUAGUUUGCACAUACAAACUAGCAACCAACCAUCUGACAUAACGCAAGAACAACAUUCAGUGUCUUUGCUUGAUUUUAGAGUUGCAAUGGAGCUAAAUCCGCAUCAACUUGGUGAAGACUGGCCAUUGCUACGGGAGAGAAUUUCCAUCUGUUCAUUCGAGGAACGAGAAGGGGUGUGAAAGAAAAUGGUUGGCAUAUUGGAUGCUGCAAAUUGUCUGAGUAAGCUCUCUGGUCCAAAAAAAAGUGGCCACUGAUUUUGGUAGCAAAACAAUUCUUGAGCUCUGCAUCCCAUGAUGGACCUGAUGGCUGAUUGACACAACUAUGUCCUGCAGCCGCAGACUCGGGGCAGGUUAGUAGAUAUGAAUGAAUACGUGUUGUUGUA